Thelazia callipaeda (thelaziosis nematode) is the source of this 3918-nucleotide messenger RNA. The record is from the annotation of a GenBank genome assembly. NCBI's taxonomy places the organism in Eukaryota, Metazoa, Nematoda, Chromadorea, Rhabditida, Thelaziidae.
AUGGAUUUGAAGACUGCAAAGAAUUCUAAGAACUUAUUCACGUCUGAUAAAAAUAUUAAUACGUCAAAGAAGGAAAAAACUGAUUCUACUCGAAAUCAUUCUAAUGUAAAAAAUGAAAUGAAUUCAUCACGAAAAAAUAUUUCUACGAGAAAUGCAAACAAUCUUACAACAACUUCUACACGAUUUUUAGCUUCUUCAAACAAUGCAAAUCCAAUUAAAAAACCAGAAAUGAAAGCAACGUCAAAAUUAAAAUCCAAAAUAAUCGAAAAAAGAAUUCCAGAAGAAACAAUGGAAAAGAAGAAUCCUUCAAUUACAAUGUGUAAAAAAUCAUCAGAACUAACGAAUAAAAAAGAACAAAAAAAUAUUACAAAUUUAAAAUUGGAUGAAAAAAAAUCAGUAGUAAAAGUAGCUCUUUCUUCAGUUACAGUAACGAGAAGAAAUCAAGCUUCAAAGGAUAGAAUCUCACAAAAAGCUGAGGACAGAAUCUCAUCACAAAAGCGUAACAAUUGUAAUGAAAAAAAACAAGUGGUGCUGGGUACUGCAAAUCCGAAAUCAUUUUUUGCUACAACGAGGUUGAUCCAAAAUAAACCUCAAGAAAUGCACAAUUCGAUUGAAUUCCAACCUAAUACUGAGGUUAAGGAUGAUUUUGAUAAGUUAGAAUCAGAAGAAAAUAAGCUGGAAUCAGAAGUAUUGAAAGAUUGUGUGGGAGAGAAGCAAGAAAUGAAACCUGAAAUGAUAGAAAUGCAAAGGAUUGGAAUGAAACCAAUGGUUUGGAUUGAAACUUUGAUACCUGUUUAUGAGCACACUUGGAAUUUUUAUCAACCAGUCGAGAAAAAUAGAAGUAAAUUAAAAAUUGAGGAAGUAGAUGAAACAAAGUUAGUGACUAGCGAAUGUAAUAUGGAAAGUAUUAUUUCUUCAAGCAAUAAUGAAAACAAUUCUGUAGAAACCGUGCACGCAAUAAUUGAAACAGCAGCAGAAGCUGCGGUUGUAGAAUCCACCUCUCAAAUAUUGAAAGAUGGUGAACUUCUGUGUGUAGAAUCUACUUCUUCUCUAAAAGCGGUAAAUGAAGAUGAAAUAUUGAAACUUACUGCAAACCAAUAUGAAAGUAUACUACCUUCAUCAAAAACCAAUAAAUACCAAACUGAAGUAACAGAAACUCUGAAUUUGGAGAUGGCAAAAGUGGAGAAUUCUAAUUUAAGUUGCUCAGAAACUGUAUUUGGAGCUGAAAAUAUAAAAAUUGUUCAUUUAUCAAUUAGGCAGCAAGUUUUUGAGUUUGUUUCUUUAUCGAAUAAAAAUAAAGAGCUUAAUUCAGAAUUCGUUUCUUUGUCAUCUGGAAAAGCAGUACUCUCUGAAUCUGAUCAUAUAAUAACUCAAGAAGAAAUUGAACCUGUUACAUCAGUGAUUCAAGUGGAAGCCAAUACUUCACAGUUUAUUCCGGCUCAAGAAGAGCUUUCAGCUUCACAACCCAUUUCUUUCAAAGCGAAUAACACUUCAGAAUCUUUUACAUCACCCAUUCAAGAUGAAACCAAUGUUACAGAACUUGUUUCAAAAUCAGUCAAAGAUGAGUGCAUGUCUUCAGUAAUGAAAGAUAUCAAAAUUUCAAAAUUUAUACCUUUCGGAGCUGAAAAUCUUGUAGUUUUGGAAUCUGUUCCAUCUUUAAUUUUGGAAAAAGUUGAAACUGCAAGAUCUGCUGCAACAGCAGAAAUUGAGGUUUCCGAUUUUGCUUUAGAAACAGAUGAAAGAAAAUUUGUGCUCUUGGAAUCCAAGACUUCAGAAUCUCAAAUUCUAACGCCUCCAACAUCUGCAGACAACAAUAUUUCAAAACUCGUACCAUCGACAAUGAAGGAAAUGAUCAAAGUAGGAGAAUCAGUUUCAGAAUCAGCUCAAGAAAAAUUUGUGCCUCCAACAGAACAAAAGACCAUAUUUCCAAAAUUGGUUCCUCCUGAUAUUGAAUAUGCAGCUGAAGUUCCAAAAUUAAUUUCAGAAACAAGCCAGGAAAAGUUUAUUCUAUCUAAAUCAACCCUUCCAUUAGCUAAGAAAACCAAGUUUUUGAAAUCUGUUUCGGUUCCAGUACUUGAUGGAGUCCUACUUCGAUUAUCAGCCAAAAAUGAAGCUAAAAUUCCAAGAUCUGCUCCAGCAUCAGUUCAAAGCAAACACAUGCUUCAUGAGUUUCCUCCUUCAAUAGCCAAAGACACUGAAGUUCCUGAAUGCAUCACAAUCCAAAAGGAACUUGAUCAAGAAAAAUCUUUACUUUCAGUAUCUGAUUCUUCAGAAAGCAAAGAGACCAAGUUUUCAGAAUCUUCUCCAUUAUUUAUUCAGGAGAAAUGCAAAACUUCAGAAUCCUUUUCGAAACUACUUCAAAACGAAUUCACGCCCUCAGUAGCCAGAAAAACUGAAAUUUCAAGAUCUAUUUCAUUAUCAGAUCAAGAAGCUAUAGAAUCUAUCUUAAUAUCUAAUCCAGACGACUAUGUGCCUAUAGAUGAUACAAUACCACUAUUUCCGAAGAAAGCUGAAGUCUUCGAAUCUAAUUCAGUACCAUUUGAAGACCAAUCUAUGCUGUCAGAAUCCGCUCUUUUCAUGGAAACUCAAAUUUCUGAGCUUAUUCCAUCAAUGAUUAGGAGUCAAGUCAAAUCUCCAGAAUCUGCUUUUCCAUUGGCAGUAAAAGAAGCCAUUGAAGUUCCAGAUCUUGUCAUGACACAAAAAACAGAUGAUUCCUUGUUUGCAAAAUCCGUACUUCCAAUAACUAGAGAGACGGAGAUUCCAAAAUUGAUCCAAUCACAAGCUGAGCAUGAAGAAGAAUGGUUGGAAUCUGUUUUAGAACCUGCUGAAGACGAAUCCAAGCUUUCAAAAUUAGUAUCUGCAGUAACACAAGACGCAGAAAUUUCGAAACUGCUGCCACUAGCAAUUCAAAAUAAAGUCGAGGUUCUUGAAUCUGUCAGAACACAUGCUCAGGAUGAACCCACACUUUCAGAAUCCGCACCCUCCGUAACUGGAGAGGUUGAGGUUCAUGAAUUCAAUUUACCAACAAUUCAAAACAGUUCCGAAAUCACAGAUUUUGAUCUAACAUCAAUUCGGGACGAAUCUGGGUUUUCAAGGUCUGUUCCUUCAAUAAUGAGAGAGACUUGCGUUCCAGGUUUAGCUCUUCCACCACUUGAAGAUAAGGAUGUAUCGGUUCAGGAGGAAACUCUAAUUUGUGAAUCUGCCUUUCCACCAUCUCAAAUAUCACAACUAUUUGAUGAUAUGGAACUUGGCAAAUGGCCAUAUGAAACAGGCAAUUGGGAUGUUUCGGAUUCUAAUACUACUUACUUGGAAAAUUUAAAAUCCGAAGGAGGUUAUGAAGCUCAUUUAGAGUCCCUAAUUAUGGAAUCAGCGGUAACUGAGAAGCCUUACACUGAACAGAGCACUCAAGGAAGAGAAUCAAUAGAAACUGUGAAUACAUUUGCAGUCGAAACAGAAGCAAAGAAACGUCGUGGACGAGGACGUGGUCGUAGACGUGGUACUGGAGAAUUUCGUGGGAGGUAUCGACCAAGAAGUGGUCAACAGAUGGGAGGUUUAUAUUCAGACACACAAGAUUAUUGUGAUGGUGGUAAUUCACGCAGACAAUAUCAGACGUCAUCAUCACCAAAUUAUUAUAAUUAUCCUGAACAUGAACAUGAAGAAUGUCUCAAUCAACAGUUAUCAAAUAGUAGCAAUUAUUAUCCUUAUCGACAGUACCAGACAAGUGGAUAUCACAAUCAACAACGACAUCAUAACCAAGGUGGACCUAGCGAUGAAUCUAAUCAACGUUAUUCAGGUGAAGCACGAGGUAUGGAAUUAAAAAUGAUGUCAAAUCUCCGACGACGUUUGUUGAUUCAAAUUCUGAUAACAUUGUUGCUAAUUUCAACUGUUCACUUUUUCAGAUUUCUGUAUCGUAUUUAA